Messenger RNA from Thlaspi arvense, 2566 nucleotides. The record is from the annotation of a GenBank genome assembly. NCBI's taxonomy places the organism in Eukaryota, Viridiplantae, Streptophyta, Magnoliopsida, Brassicales, Brassicaceae.
GGAGCAUUGAUAACCGGGUUUUCGGUUAAAACGAACCGGAAUGUAUGGAACCGCGCAGCUGAGAAUAAUUUUACCCUUCGCAAGGAAAGAGAAGAGAAGAAGAAAAAGGAAAAGACCCAAACGAGAAACACCUUCAUUCUCUUCUCAUCAAAGCUUCCUUUUAUCCUCAGUUUUCAAUUCGCGUGAAGAGAGACGGAGAAAGAGAAAGAGAGAGAAAGCUUCCUUUUAUCCUCAUUUUGUUCCAAAUCGCGAGGAGGAGUGGGAAGAACGAAGAUGACUAUUGGAUUUUUCUGUUUUUCCCUGUUGCAGCUCUAAUUUUGCAAAAAAUUGGAUCUUUCUAAAUUUCUUUUCGGGUGAUAUAUUCUGGGUUUGCGCUAUUGAUCCAGUGGAUUAAAGGGUUUUUUUUUAGGGCACCAAUUUUUUUUUCUGGAAGAGUAAAAUUCCCCUUUUGAGCCGGCGUUGGGGUUGUGAUUGUUGUAGUUAGGGGUUUUGGAAUCAGAAUCGCAGAUUAUCAAUGGAGACUCGUGUUGGAAACAAAUUUCGUAUGGGCCGAAAAAUCGGAAGCGGUUCUUUUGGAGAGAUUUAUCUCGGUACUAAUAUUCAAACGAAUGAAGAAGUCGCAAUCAAGCUUGAAAAUGUGAAAACGAAACAUCCACAGCUUCUCUAUGAGUCGAAGUUAUACAGAAUUCUGCAGGGAGGAACUGGUGUUCCAAAUGUGAAGUGGUUUGGUGUUGAAGGUGACUACAAUGUUCUGGUGAUGGAUUUGCUGGGACCCAGUCUUGAAGACUUGUUCAAUUUCUGUAGCAGGAAACUUUCCUUGAAGUCGGUCCUCAUGCUCGCAGAUCAAAUGAUAAACCGUGUUGAGUAUUUCCACUCGAAGUCUUUCCUUCACCGAGAUCUCAAGCCAGAUAAUUUCCUCAUGGGGUUAGGAAGACGCGCGAACCAGGUAUACAUCAUCGACUUUGGUCUUGCUAAGAAGUACCGGGAUAACACUACACAUCAGCACAUUCCCUACAGGGAAAAUAAGAAUCUCACUGGAACUGCAAGAUAUGCUAGUAUGAACACUCACUUGGGAAUUGAACAAAGCCGACGAGAUGAUCUAGAAUCUCUUGGUUACAUUCUCAUGUAUUUCCUUAAAGGAAGUCUUCCAUGGCAAGGACUUAAAGCUGGAACCAAGAAACAAAAGUAUGAGAGAAUUAGCGAAAAGAAAGUAUCUACAUCAAUUGAGUCCUUAUGCCGUGGUUACCCAUCCGAAUUCGCAUCCUACUUUCACUACUGCCGGUCGCUUCGGUUUGAUGAUAAACCAGACUACGGUUAUCUCAAAAGAAUAUAUCGGGAUCUCUUCAUCCGCGAAGGGUUCCAAUUCGAUUACGUCUUUGACUGGACAAUAUUGAAGUAUCAACAGUCUCAGCUAACCGCUCCUCCUUCCCGUGGCCUUGUAACUCCUGCGGCUGGAACCAGCUCCGGUUUGCCUCCAGGAUUGACCAGCAGCGAUAGAUACGCAGUGGAGGAAGACGGAGGGAGACCACCGAUGGAUUCAUCAAGAAGGAGAACGUCAGGAGCUCCUCUUGAGAACUCUGGGAACAUAACAGCAGCGCCUAUCAAAGCCCCGAUGAUGCCAAGCUCGUCGAUGUUUGCACAAUCGGCAGGAUCAUCAAGGAGAGUACCGUCGUCGGAGGAGCUACAGAGAUGCCGUACAGGCGGCGUAUUAAGAAACUCUCCGGUGGUUUCAACGUCGGAAGGGAAGAGAUCUUCCUCCACCAGAAAACAUUACGAUUCUGCGAUCAAAGGCAUCGAGACUCUCCAAAAGAGUUUACUCCGUUCUGGAACCCUAAUCUCGUUGAUUUCGAAUCUGGAUACAGUCGAAUCCGAGAAAUCGUUCCAGAGAUCUGAUACUUCUCUCUUCAAAGAUCUGACAUCGGAGAUGGCAGACAACAAUUCACCACCAGAGAAAGCAGAUCAGAUCGUUGAGGCAAACCCAUUAGUCAAGGACGAUACUUCACUGGAGACCAUAGUUCGAAGGUUUCAGGAUUCAAUGUCAGAGGCCAAGACGCACAAGUUCUGGGAGACUCAGCCCGUUGGGCAGAAAAUGGAACCGCGCGAUGUCCCCGCUGUUACCCGGUUGCUGAGGAACUACCUCGGCCAGUUUGGUGUCGCGACUGAUUUCGAUGAGAACGACGUCGAGCACUGGCUCCUCCCGAGAGAGGAUGUGGUGGACAGUUACUUGGUGGAGAGCCCUGAAACUCACGAUGUCACGGAUUUCUGCAGUUUCUACACGCUUCCUUCGACGAUCCUCGGGAACCCAAACUACACGACAUUGAAAGCUGCUUAUUCCUACUACAAUGUCGCAACGGAGACCUCGUUUCUUCAGCUGAUGAACGACGCUCUGAUCGUCUCUAAGCAAAAGGGUUUCGACGUGUUCAAUGCUUUGGAUGUGAUGCACAACGAGAGUUUCUUGAAAGAGUUGAAGUUUGGUCCAGGAGAUGGUCAGCUACACUACUAUCUCUACAAUUACCGUUUGAGAAGCGCGUUGAAGCCAUCGGAACUUGGGCUUGUUCUCUUAUAA